GCAUCAUCAUGCGCCCGAGGGCUUUGAGUCGAGCAAACGUCCUGUGGCCUUGUGGGCGUGGUGUAGGCGCUUUGUGCGAAGCAGCCCUAUCACAUCGCCAGUGCCUGCCCUCUAGUCGGGCUCGCGCUUUCGUCGCUGCAUGCGGGGCUGCGCUAGAAACCUACAGGGAUCGUGACGCUUGGUCCCAUUGCGCCUUCUCGUUUCCUCGCAUGCUCGAGGCCUCUUUUCUUCCGCAAUACUGCUGCUUGCUCUGAGCCGCACCCCUCCACACGACGACGACCAAGACGGCGACCAUUGUACUCCUCACACUACGCUAGCGAGCGGGAGCAUAUACUGCUAUCCCGUACCUGCGACACUUUCAUCCUCACCACCUCUCCGAUGAGCCCAAGCCGACUAUGGACCGCCCGCCGCCGUACCAACGUCCACCAGAUCGCCCUAUGAACUACCAUCCGCAGACAACGCAAGCCUACCCAGGCCGCCCUCCAGCGUCACAACCACAAUCUCAACAGCCACUCCACGCUCCCUAUGCCGCCGACCCGUACUCGAUGCCCCGGCGCGACCCAUUCUUUCCUUCGGGGCCACAACACGUUCGACGCAGUAGUCAAGGACUACCGGCUGGUAAUAAUGCGCCGCAAGGCCAGAAUGAAGGACAAGGGCAGGGUGGCUGGUCAAAUACAGCGCGACCGAUUCACUACGAGACUCAUCACUCCCAGACGAAUCCUCCACCGCAAAUGACUACUUCCAACAAUCCUCCAGCCCCGGCGCCCUAUAGCUUCGAUGCUGCGCGUGCCUCGUCGCUGAACGCCGCCAGCUCGCCGAACCCCUAUGGCCCGUCUCACGAACCUCCACCUCCACCAUCCUUCGCGCGGCCCCAAAUGCCUCCUCCAUCGUCCCCCACACAGCAGCAUCUGCAUGCAUCCCAGCCGCAGCGUUCGCAAUACACGUCCAACUUUGGCGCCAACAGAGAGCUUCCUGGCCUAGGUCAGGCGUUGCGACCGGGAAGCAGCAUGUCCAUCUCAUCUCUUAUCGGCGGCGGCGGCGGCGGCGGUGACACAGGUGCGCUCAACCAAACAGCGCAAUCACAGCCCUCGCCUCCCACCAACACUCAAGUACCCAACGGCCACAGCAUGCAGCCACCUUCGCCUCGACGUGGCCUGCCUGUUGGCUCACGGUCGGAUUUUCCUCUGUUUCGCCGUCAACCCACCCCAGAACGCAACAUGUACGGCAGCAAUACCUCGCGGCCAUCUGAAGGCCAUGCGUUCUCGGUCGGCUCACCCAGACAGUCCUACAGCAACCAUGGCUCGCCUGAUCCGGGCCGCCAGUCGCUGCCACCAACGACACAACCCUACAAGCCCAUGAACUUUGCCGGCCACCGCCCCUAUGCGCAGGAUACAGGUCGACAGCCCGCCGGGAAUGUCCCACCCCGACCGAAUAGCCAACCGAUGGGCCCUCUAGCAAACACCGAACAAGAGGGCAGAUCUUCGUACGACGGAUUUCCAGGCCGGCGCAGCGCAUACGGGCCAAACGAGGAGCGGCGACGCACACUGGGGGAGUCGCAUCAUGCAAGGCCCAAUGCCGCGGAACUCUUAGCAGGCACAAACCACAAUGCCUCGGAGAGGGAUCGACCCGUGACUGUUCACCCUGUGUCGCAGUCUGGCUUCAGUCCACCUCAGGCGCAGCGCAAUAUCUCUGGCUCAUCGGAACCCCCACGCAGUCUGUGGCGGCAAUCAGCGCCCACCGGUACUGUCCGUGAACCUCCUCAUGACAGUCGCGCAGAGGAACCUCCGCCGAUGCAUCGCACCUAUGGCCCUUACCCCCCAUCCAUGCUGGGCGCUCCCCGAUAUGGCGCCCAAAGUUCAGAGGAGAUGUUGCGACGCAGUGUAGAUCAGUUGGGCCAUCGCGUAGUCGAGCAGUACCACGCUCCUCCUACCUCCGACCCCAACUCCCUAGAGCGACAGAGGACCGAGCCACUCGCACGCUCUUUAUCCUCCAGCGGAAGAUCGCUUUACGACCAGCCUUCCAGGAUGGGUGAGGCCAUGCAACACUCGAAAUCACACAUUGGCUUUGGUUUGGAGGCGAGCAGACGAACGGGCAGAGCGUCUCCGCUUCCACAGGCUGUUCAAGGGGCCUCAAUGCAGCCCUUGUCCGUUGGCAAGGAUCCUGGCAUCAAGAGCGAAUUCGGGCGCAUGUUCUCCGGUCUCGGCAGCGGGCUGGGAUCGACAACCCCCUCGCGGGGAAGUCCCAUGCCACAGAACGGCCAGGGCUCAUUUGAAUCGGACAACGGCGAAAUGAUGAGAAGGAUCGGUUCUCAGCAAGGAAGGAAGCCGAAGCGAGUCAAGGAUGAGGAAGGAAUCUUCGAUAUCGAGAAUAUUGAUGGUAGAGGAACACCUGGCGCGCGUGGGACCAAACGGAACAAGCAUCAUCAUCAUCAUCACCACCAUCAUCACCACCACCAACACAAGCCCGACGAAGAUACGUCAAUUCAGCCAACCUCAACUACGAUCAACGGGCGGCACCCCAGUCUGCCACAAGCUGGCCCUGGCCAGUCAGUUCACCACCACCAUCACAUUGGAGGAAACCCACAUCACCAUCAUCACCACCACCAUGCCCCUCGACCUAACCAUCAGCCGAUGCAGCAAGUAACAAAGGUCCUGACCAAAGUCCACGAUGUACAGCCUGUUCUUGACGAAGCUGCGAAACGUCCUCGCAAACAUCUUGGAUCGCAGCUGUACGAUGCAAAGACAGAGCUACCCAAGCCCAACUCAUCGUUAGAUGACCAGUUUGGAUACGCCUCGAAACCGCAACGACUGCCUCGCUUCGACGUCAACCCCAUCAAUUGUACGUUCACUAUCAGAGUACCGCGAUACUACCUGAAGCCACGACAACGCCAGCAUGUCGUGUUGGAGAGGCAUCUGUGGGGUGCGCGCGUGUACCGCGACGAUUCAGAUCCUAUUGCUGCUGCGAUCCAUUCUGGAUGGAUCCGUGGUGAAUGGGAUGAUACUGUCGAUGUGACCAUGCUCGAUCCACGCAUCACUGCGCCGAACGACCCAGCCGAUGCCGCUGACGUUCUAACAAAGGUGCCAGCGGCGCCAGUAACACCACCCGCCGAUAUGGACUUGCAGAUUGAGAUACUCAUCCUGCCGCAACUCCAGGAGUACACCGGUUCCGUCGAGUAUGGCAUCUCGAGCAGGAAGAGCAAGGCUCAUGAGGGUCUCAGCUUCAUGAUCAACAAGAUCCGAUGGGUUGAGGAAGGCAUCGGCAGUCGGGGACAGGAGCGAACAGCGGCGGCGUUGAAGCGACGAUUGGAUGCCAGCGCGACUCUACUUGCUUUGCAAAGUGGCAUCGACAAUACCCACAGGGUUAACGGCAUGGCCAAACUGCAUGCUUGAUAUUUAGUUGGAUGGAUCAAGGUCCAUGACAUAUAACGGCCGUAUGGAGAGUGAUUUCACAUGGCAUUUGUAGCGCAGGAUGAUUUUAGCAUUGCUAGAUACCCGCAUCUUUAUAGCUUGACUCUGGCGUAGGAUUGCACAUAGCGUCGGCGAAUCUGGGAAACGAUGUAAUGAGUUGUUGCACACGACAUGAUAAAAAC
This is a messenger RNA of Alternaria rosae, 3589 nucleotides long. Its product is annotated as histone deacetylation protein Rxt3-domain-containing protein. The coding region runs from base 396 to 3389 and encodes 997 amino acids. The record is from RefSeq and is a predicted model, not a curated record. NCBI's taxonomy places the organism in Eukaryota, Fungi, Ascomycota, Dothideomycetes, Pleosporales, Pleosporaceae. The transcript has 4 exons.